GUACUGCACCAUCCUUUUAUUUACGUAUUCAAAGACUGCAUCUUCUAAUCGAUUGAUCCAUUUAGCAAAUCAAUAAUUUCAAUUCAUCAUUUGUUUCUCAUAUAUAUCUUAAAAAUUAAGUCGGAUUACGACUUUUCUCCGGAGUGAAUUGAAAUGUCUCUCUGUGUGUGUAUAUAUAUAUAUAUACCAACAUUUUUUUUCCUUAAUCUUACAAGUACAAAAACAAAAACCCUAGCCAAAAUUAACCGAUUGGUGUGAGAGCGAACAAUGCAUGGAAAAAGGCCUCUAUCAAGAGAAGAAUCAGAUCAAGGCAAGGGAUCAGAACAAGUGAAGCACAACGACGACUUGUGUUCAAUAUCGUGUUCGAGUACUUUGUCCGAAUCCGAUGUCUCCGCCUUGGUCUCUGAGCUCUCCCAAGCCAUCCAAACCAACGAUCAAUCCGUAUCUGUACCGUAUCCGUAUCCGUUCGUUAUUCCCGAACACGGUCGAGAAGAAGAUCAUAUUCAGAUCCAACGAAACUACCGAGGCGUGAGGCAAAGGCCUUGGGGGAAAUGGGCAGCCGAGAUCCGCGACCCGAACAAAGCGGCUCGGGUUUGGCUAGGAACGUUCGAUACAGCGGAAGAAGCCGCCUCAGCGUACGACAAAGCCGCUUUCAGAUUCAGAGGCAACAGGGCAAAGCUUAAUUUCCCCGAACGCAUCGAUCAUCAAACCACGGCCGGAGAAGAAAAUCCCUCCGACCAUUCUUCAUCUUCUUCGUUAGUUGUUACUAAUAUAGACAAUGUCGUCGGUCCAACAAUAAUGGCGUCUUCUUUCUCGGACGAGUACUACGAGAAGGACGUUAAUGGCCAUAAACGAAGAAAAUAGCAUUACUAUAUAUAACGU
Messenger RNA from Tarenaya hassleriana, 882 nucleotides. Its product is annotated as ethylene-responsive transcription factor ERF112. Lineage: Eukaryota; Viridiplantae; Streptophyta; Magnoliopsida; Brassicales; Cleomaceae. Bases 268 to 864 code for a protein of 198 amino acids. The transcript has 2 exons. Gene Ontology annotation, biological process: regulation of DNA-templated transcription; ethylene-activated signaling pathway. The record is from RefSeq and is a predicted model, not a curated record. Gene Ontology annotation, molecular function: DNA binding; DNA-binding transcription factor activity.